Molecule: messenger RNA, 306 nt
Organism: Vitis vinifera (wine grape)
Lineage: Eukaryota; Viridiplantae; Streptophyta; Magnoliopsida; Vitales; Vitaceae
Exons: 1
Coding region: 1-306 (101 amino acids)
Source: RefSeq, a predicted model, not a curated record
AUGGAGAAGAACAAGCAGCUCUCUACAAUGGCUGCAGUGCUGAUGUUGCAGCUGGUGUUUUGGCUGACGAUCUCACCAGCACUGAGCUGCCCGUCAGAUGGCAGCGAGUGUAAGGACUGCAUCGUUAAUCAGAUGAGGAACGUUUGCCCAUCAUGCGCACCUGUUCUAAGCUGCAUGGCACGAUGCUUGUGGGGUGGCGCAUCGAAAUCUAAGUGUGUUAAGAGGUGUGAUUGUUAUGGGGGAAAGCCAAGGCUCUCGGAUUGCAAGAAAUGCAUGUCAAGGUGCAAAUGCAGCUGUGAGGCGUAG